AUAAUAUUUUAUCUAUUGGAACUAUAAAUUUAGUUGGAGGAAGCUACGUGCCAAUGAAUUGGCAUCGGUUUUUAUAUAGGUAUCACGUGAGUGCACGCACAAGAGCCUGAAAUUAUCGUCUAAUUAGGCCCCGACGUAUACGUCUCUCGCGGAGAAAAUUGAUUUUCGGGCCACUCGCACGUAUGACUUGUCGUUUAAAAUUUCAUCGGCGUGUCGUCUCAACUGGACGGCCAGUUAAGUGCCGCAGAAAUUAAUACAUUAAGCAGCUCCGCCGCUAUAUAACUACACACAGCUCUCUAAGACAUCGGAGAAAAAGGAGCGACGAUCACUCGCGGAGUUAAGUGACAUUCCGGAUGAUCCAGUUCGGAGGCUAGUUUAACGCACGGCCGGAUCUCACUUUCAUCGAGGAUAGCUUGGCUGUAGACUCGAGAUUGACAAAUUGUCAAUGUCGUAACGUGACCGAGUAGUCCGACUCGAUUUGGAGGAUCGUUAGGGAACGCGACGCGGGUUUUUCGAUCCUUAUCCUCGGGCGCUACACUAGUGCCGCUGCUGCAGCAGUAGCUAAUAUAAUAUGAGCUUCGCUUCUUAUUAUCUUCGGCAGCGCACCUGUGUGCUACUCUCGUUGCUUUUCGAGCGGAAGCUUGUAGAGCAGACGUAUCUCGCGCGCGCGCGCCGGACUUACGUAAGGAUGUAAUACGAAGAAAGUCGAAAUGGAUAUUUUUAUGUUAAUGACUGCUGCUUCGGAGGAAAAUAUUAUUUCGGGCGUGUGUGUGUAUUAAUAUUCUUAUUGCGAGAUAUGGUCCAGAUCGUAUCUCGCGCGUACAGAACUCGAUUCGCGAUGUUAUAACGUUCACCUUUUUUUCCCGUACUUACAACCGUAUUGUAAUGUUGCCGACGAGUAAACAGGAUUGUUACUGACUGCGAUUAAUUAUCGGGCAUGCGAGAACAAUUUUCGCGGCUCGAUCGUGUUAAAUUAAUUAUAUACACGCGAAGGCGAAAGUCAUCCGCAGUGUCCUGGGCCCUUUACUCUCUGAUAUUGAUUGAUCUUAUCUCGUAAUUCGAGAUCCAGACAAUCAAUCUAGAUACGCGGCGCUGGACCAGAGCUUUUUUUUAAUGAGCUGAAAAAAAGAUCAAGCGAAACCGAAAACUUUUUACUUUCGUUUUAAGUAUGCGGCGUUGUGUAUGCAUCUUUUUCCUCUUGUUAUAUUUAUGAGAAAAGAUAAUGCGGAUAACAUUUUUUUCCUGUCGUAAUAAAUUAAACAAACACACGCCGGCGAUUGCAUCUUUAAUGCCGUUAUUAAGGAUAAUAAUAAUACGCGCUUAUAAGACACGGACUAAUUGUUAUAUAAUUGCGUAUUAUGAUACGGUUGAAAAAUGUGAUAUUAAUCGCCGCUACCAUAUACGCGGUGUUAAUAUCUCGGUGGUCCUAAAAAUCCUAAAUAAUCUCAUUAGAGUCGAGAGAUAUAUAUGUAUAUAUAAGUCAGUUUCCCAACAAGGCAAUUUAAAUGCUUAAUUUAAAUCACUUAUGCAGAAUAACCCGAUUCACUCUAUAAUCGCACCGUUCGGACGCCGAUCGUUCACCCUUUAGGGCUCAGAAGCCGCUCUCUCAUCCCAUUCAACCAAAUUUAUCGCAGCUCAGUGGGUAUCAAACGGCGGCGAGUGAUGCAUCACAAAUGGCUUCGAGGAAAUCGGGCUUUGUCAUUGUGGGAUACACAAUAGCCCCUCGACAGGCUCGAAAGCAAACUUUCGAGGCGAGACUGCGUCAAUUUAGUCGAUCGGCUCUGUAUUGUUUGGGCUUAGCAAUUUGAUAAUGUGCCUGUAUGACGGUUAUUACCUGCGCCGUUGACAACGUAAUAGGUACAGUUUCCAUUGAUGUCAAGCGUUGAAAUGAACUAGUUUUUACGUUCUUUAUAGUAUAUUAAGUAAAUACGCUAAUGUGACAAUUGUUGUGAAGCGCAACUCUAUACGUAGGAUGAGUUCGUUUUGUAUGGACUUUUUGGAGCUUCAACGAGAAUUCCGCGAAGGGUUAUCUCUUCUUUUCAUCGUGUGCAGCAAGAUUAAUAAUAUGAGAAUGCUACUCGAAUAUAUAAGGAUCGAGAAGCUUGGCUUGAUCAUGCAGUCAUCGUUUGCUCGAGUCUCAUCCAACUUGUGGGACCAUGAAAACCAUUGGGAAGAUUUUUCUCCUUUGCCUCGUAGCAUUGGCUACAGAGGCCAAAAAGGCCAGAUUAUCCAAACUCGCUCAAACAGCGAGUCCCGGAGAAUUCCCUUACCAGGUCGCAAUUUUUCUCGAUAGAAAAUUCCACUGCGGAGGCGCUUUGAUCAGUAAAACACACGUGCUGACCGCCGCUCACUGUGUCCAGCCUAUGACCAACGUUCCUUAUGCCCUAGGCCAAAGGGUAGUGGUUGAAGUUGGAUCGGUCAGACUACGUUACGGUCAAAGUCACAGGGUCGUAAGAGCAGCUUACCAUCGCCAAUACAACCAUCCUUCUUUCGGAAGUACUUUCAUUCCCAACGAUAUUGGCGUCCUUACUCUGAAAACUCCGGUCACCGAGUCGGCCAAUGUCAAAAUUAUCGCUCUGCCUUCAGCGGGAACGGUGGUUCCCGUUGGUGCAAAAGUCGUCAUCUCUGGUUUCGGUUCGAGCAUACCUGGUGGUCCAACCUCGCCCGUAUUGAAGAAGGAUACUUUCGAAGUCAUCACUCAGGAUGAGUGCGACCGGUAUUACCGAUCGGUUCUUCGGUUCACGAUCGCGAGUUUUCACAUUUGCGCUAAGAGCCAGCCCGGUUACGGUACUUGCCACGGUGACAGCGGCGGCCCACUCGUCUACAACAAGCAGCUGGUCGGUGUCGUUUCCGGAGGAGACGGAAAAUGCGCCACGGGCAUCCCCGACAUCUAUACCAAGGUUGCGAGCUUCUUGGACUUUAUUAAGCAUCAGAUGAAUGCCAAGCCUGGGCAGGGUCAAGGACAGCUUCGUCCGGCUGGAAACCCCUUCGAGCCACAGAUUCCAGGAGCGUGGGAUCCCUUCCAACCUCAGGUCGUCCCAGGACAGUACCCAAUUUACCCGUACCCGCCGCAGAUAAUAUACCAAUGAGAUUCCACUUGAACUGUUGUAUUUGUUAAAUAAAUUUGUUCGUUCUACCUCAA
This is a messenger RNA of Nasonia vitripennis (jewel wasp), 3142 nucleotides long. Its product is annotated as brachyurin-like. The coding region runs from base 2157 to 3089 and encodes 310 amino acids. The record is from RefSeq and is a predicted model, not a curated record. Gene Ontology annotation, molecular function: serine-type endopeptidase activity. The transcript has 4 exons. NCBI's taxonomy places the organism in Eukaryota, Metazoa, Arthropoda, Insecta, Hymenoptera, Pteromalidae. Gene Ontology annotation, biological process: proteolysis.